Culicoides brevitarsis is the source of this 2052-nucleotide messenger RNA. It is a transcript of the gene TM9SF3, whose product is annotated as transmembrane 9 superfamily member 3. Gene Ontology annotation, cellular component: membrane. Bases 112 to 1845 code for a protein of 577 amino acids. The transcript has 4 exons. The record is from RefSeq and is a predicted model, not a curated record. Gene Ontology annotation, biological process: protein localization to membrane. NCBI's taxonomy places the organism in Eukaryota, Metazoa, Arthropoda, Insecta, Diptera, Ceratopogonidae.
CAGAGGUACGUGGAGUUGCCGUAUUUACACGUCGUACACGUCAAAAAAAGAAAAGAAAAUUGGAAAAUCGCAGAAAAUUCGCAGGAAAUUGGACGAAAUCGGGCAAUUAGGAUGUACAAACAAUGCAUUUUCAUCUUGUUGUAUCUGCUGUUGUACGUGCAUGGCGACGAGCAUAAUCACAAGUACGAGCAACACGAGGAAGUGGUGCUGUGGAUGAACACCGUCGGUCCGUACGACAAUCGGCAGGAGACUUAUGCGUACUUUUCGCUCCCCUUUUGUGUGGGGACCAAACAGGGCAUCUCCCAUUACCACGAAACGCUGACGGAGCAAUUGCAGGGCGUCGAGCUGGAGUUUAGCGGUUAUGACAUCCAAUUUCGGGACGAUACGCCGCAAACGGAGGUCUGCAUGGUCGAGUUGAACGAGGAAAAGUUGAAGGCGUUCGUGUAUGCGGUGAAAAAUCAGUAUUGGUAUCAAAUGUACAUUGAUGACCUGCCGAUUUGGGGUGUCGUGGGCAAGGAAGAGGACAAAAAAUACUACAUUUACACGCAUAAGAAGCUGGAUAUCGGCUACAAUGGCAACCAGAUUGUCGAUGUGACACUUACGUCGGAGCACAAGGAGCAACUUACCUUGGGAGCCAAAAUUAAAUUCACGUAUGAAGUUAAUUGGCGUGCCAGUGACGUCAAAUUCAAGAAUCGCUUCGACAAGUAUCUCGAUCCGAACUUUUUCCAGCAUCGCAUUCACUGGUUCAGCAUUUUCAACAGUUUCAUGAUGGUUAUUUUCCUCGUGGGACUCGUUUCGAUGAUUUUGAUCCGGACUUUGCGCAAAGAUUACGCGCGUUACAGCAAAGACGAGGAAAUGGACGACUUGGAACGUGACCUCGGCAACGAAUAUGGGUGGAAACAAGUGCAUGGAGACGUUUUUCGACCAGCUGCCUACAAUACAAUGUUCUCGUCGUUGAUCGGAACGGGCUAUCAAUUGACUCUGGUCGUUUUAUGUGUGACAAUUUUCGCAAUUAUGGGAGAACUCUACACGGAACGUGGCUCAAUGUUGUCCACAGCGAUUUUUGUGUAUGCCGCAACUGCCCCCGUCAACGGAUACUUUGGUGGCUCGUUGUAUGCACGCAUGGGAGGCAAACGAUGGAUCCGCCAGAUGCUGAUUUCAGCCUUUUUGGUACCAUCGCUCGUCUGUGGCACGGCAUUUUUAGUCAAUUUUAUCGCAAUUUACUAUCAUGCUUCGCGCGCCAUUCCAUUUAGCACGAUGCUCGUCGUCACGAGUAUCUGUAUUUUUGUCAUUCUGCCGCUGACGUUGGUGGGAAGCGUUGUCGGGCGAAAUCUCGAUGGCCAGCCUGACUAUCCGUGUCGCGUGAAUGCCGUACCGCGACCCAUUCCGGAGAAAAAGUGGUUCAUGGAGCCGAUUAUUAUCAUUCUUUUGGGCGGAGUGUUGCCGUUUGGAUCUAUUUUUAUCGAAAUGUACUUUAUCUUCACAUCAUUCUGGGCCUACAAAAUUUACUACGUUUAUGGAUUCAUGUUGCUCGUGUUCGUGAUCCUCAUUGUCGUAACAGUUUCCGUGACAAUUGUGUGCAUUUAUUUCCUGCUAAAUUCCGAGGAUUAUCGUUGGCAAUGGACAUCGUUCCUCGCCGCUGGGUCGACUUCAAUUUACGUCUAUCUCUAUUCGUUUUACUAUUUCUUCUUUAAGACGAAGAUGUACGGUCUCUUUCAGACGGCCUUCUAUUUCGGAUACAUGGCGCUAUUUAGUUUGGCUCUCGGCAUCAUCUGCGGCACAGUUGGGUACAUCGGCACCACCGUCUUUGUCCGUAAAAUUUAUUCAAAUGUCAAAAUAGAUUAAGUUUCUUAAGAACGUGAUUCAAAAAACAAAAAAAAAGGACUAAAGGACACAAAAUAUAAAGUGAAUUUUAUUACACACUGUAUGUAUUUCCUACUAAGAAAAAAUUACUGUAACUAUGAUAAAAAUAAUAUUAAUUAUAAUGAAAAAUAAGGAAAAAUCUAAGUAAUAAACUACCAUGAUUUUAGAAUUAAUUGAUAGAAUGACGUU